UUGCAGGAACACGCGAUGCUUUUAUUAUCACUCUUUGUGGCUAUGGUGUCAACUUCUUCAAUGUACGACAACUUUAAUACAUACGCAUAUAAGUACGAUAAUCUUCCUACAGCACAACAAAGGUAUCAAAUUAUGCCUUUUCACAUGAGGCACAAUAGAGUCAAUAUUGCAAAAGGAAACAUUCAUAUAAAUAAUAUGAAUGUACGCAAGACCAAACUAGAUCAGUCAAAAGAUAACGAAUUUUCAGAAUCUCAUGUCGUAUAUUUAAAAAAUGGACCUAAAAAUAAGUACGAAUUGCCAAAGAAUUACGGUCAUAAAUUGGAUGGCGGAGGUGAACAAAACAUACACGAUACUAAAAUAUUAGGUCAUCAUGUACACGAGAACAUGCAUAAAACUGUAACGAUUAUAAAGAAAAUCGGGGUACCGUAUCCCAUCGAAAAAACUAUCCCAUAUCCCGUGAUUAAAAAAAUAUCGUAUCCAGUUAAAGUGCCCGUUCCGCAGCCGUAUGCGAUUGAAAAGAAAAUGCUUUAUCCCGUGAAAGUCCUCGUCAAAGUUCCCGUUAAAAUUCCGCGACCAGUACCGGUCAUCAAAAAGAUCCCGUAUCCGAUUAAGGUACCAGUGGAUCGUCCCGUUCCAGUCAAAGUAUAUGUACCAAAACCGUAUCCCAUCGAGAAGAAAAUACAUUACGAAGUAAAGAUCCCGGUACCAAAUCCAUUUCCCAUAGAACGGAAGGUACCGGUACCGGUGAAGAUACCGGUACAUGUACCGGUACACGUACCUCAAUUGUAUCCAGUCGAGAAAGUUGUUCAUUAUCCUGUAAAAAUCGCGGUGGAUAAACCAAUACCGGUUCCGGUACCAAAACCAUAUCCGAUACCGAUCGCGAACCCGGUCCCGUAUCUUGUCGAGAAACCGAUUCCUAUACCGGUCAAAGUGCAUGAAGAGAGGCCGGUAUCAGUCCCGGUGGACAAACCCGUGUUGGUCAAGGUACAGAUUCCCGUACCAGCACCAUAUUCGAUUGAAAAAAAGAUACCGUAUUUUAUAGAAAAAUUCGUACCUGUACCGGUAAAGGUACCAAUGCAGAGGCCUAUACCGAUUGACGUGAGCAAAGCGGUCGAGUAUCACAUCGAAAAACCUAUUCCUUAUCCGAUUAAGAUACCAGUUGCGAUGCCAAUAGAUGAACAGGUGGAUCAUAGGAGUGCAAGAAAUACUAAUUCUAAAAAAUAUGGCCAUUCAUAAAAAUAAAUUAUUCAAUAGACGUUAAUAGAUUUAUAGCUGCUAGAGGCUUUGUGAAUUGAUUAAUUUUUGCCCAAUUCUAGAUACAUUAUUAAUAGUUCUAUAUCCUGUAUUAAAAAUUUGUCUGUAAAUCUUAUGUUCCUUCGAUUAUCAAAUCACAUUAUAUAAUAUUAAAGAAACAUAAAAUUUACAGACAAAUUUUUAAUACAGAAUACAGAACUAUUAA
Molecule: messenger RNA, 1459 nt
Organism: Formica exsecta
Lineage: Eukaryota; Metazoa; Arthropoda; Insecta; Hymenoptera; Formicidae
Product: tetra-peptide repeat homeobox protein 1-like
Exons: 2
Coding region: 16-1236 (406 amino acids)
Source: RefSeq, a predicted model, not a curated record